AUGUCUAUAUGGCCAUCACCACCAUCCACACCGAGAAACCAAUAUCCACGUUGUCCACACUCCAAGAUUGCGGGACGAUAUUCUCCACUAGCGAUGGAUGCAGCAUCCCCACCAAAUAAGUAUGGUAAUGGAGCCAUGAUGCUGAACGAGCCUCCCAAAGCAUUCCGGCCUUCAGAAGACAGUACAGUGUAUAGUAGCAGGCCGUCAUCUAUCAUCGACGUUCCUCUCCAUGGCCUGAAACGACCACUUCACAAACCACCAAAACGAGGAAUAUCUGUAUCAGAUACCUUGUUUUCAUUGUCAGAUUUACUUCCUUUGGGUCUAAUUGGAGGGAAACCGCCAGGCAGCAAUACUACGCGACGACUCAAUCCAAGUGGUGGCUCGUAUAUCAAACAGUUCGAGUUGCUGAAAACAAACCCACUAUGGAUGGCUGCUAAUGAUGGGAACCUGCCUCUGAUGCAACAAAUACUGGAGGCUGAUCCUUCGCAGAUAAAUCAGAAAGGCGCUGAAGGAGAGUCUGUUUUGCAUGUGUGCUUGCUACGUGGCACACCCCAGCAUUUGGAGGUAGCAAGUUAUUUGAUACGGAAAUUCAAGAGGCAGAUUGUGAAUGAAGUGUAUGGAGGUGUCUGGUAUACUGGUGAAACUGCGAGCCAUCUUGCUGUAAUGCUGCCUGAUAAGCCUACUGCAAAGUUUUAUUUGAAAUUGUUGAUUCAAAAUGGUGCUGAGUUGGACAAGUUCCGUGUGACGGGCAGGUAUAUAACAACUUCGUGCUCUUCGCGUCCUUCGUAUUCUCAUAACGAUUUUGUCAUUGCUAAAGAUUCUUUGAGAAAGACGGUGGAAGUCUAUACUUUGGAGGCAAGACAUUCUGUCUUGUCGUUUGCUGCCUGCACUCAUAAACUAGAAAUCGUUAAGUUACUGGUAACUGGUGCGACCGACUCUGACGGAUUCAAAUGGCCACAACUCUCUAUAAAUGGAACUAUCGACUCUUAUGGAAAUUCAAUAUUACACUUACUGGCAUUCUGGAACAUGCCAUCAAUGUACACCGAAGUCGAAAAUCUAGGAGGAAAUCAUGAAUUGAGGAAUUUCAAAGGCCAUACGCCAUUCCUAGUGGCUGUUGAGCAAAGACAUCGCAAGUUUGUGGAUGAGUACAUCAAGCUAAGAUCAGAGAUAUUUUGGAAGUUUGGGCCAGUGACGGCAACGUGGUAUGAUAUUGAAGAAAUUGACUCGUUGGCUUCGAAUGAGUACGAGUCUGCUUUGGAGAUUGCUGCACGGAAUGAGGAUGAUGAGAUGAUGGCGCAGGAUUUGUUUAAGGCUGUGCUUGAGGUUAAGUGGAUUAUAUUUGGCUGGGGAAUGUACAUCCGAAGGUUUAUCGUGACAUUUUUGUAUAUGUUUAUUUUGUCUCUGGUCAUUCAAUGGUUACCCUACAACCAAUCUGAUCGACUGGACUAUGGCGGUCCAAAUGGAAACGGCUGGUUCCGUGCUCCGCUAGAGAUCAUCGUCAUCGUGGGAGCCGCAAUACAAAUGAUGUUUGAGAUCAAGGACAUACUCGCAAACGGGAUUAAGUACCUUAGUGGGUUUGGUGGACAGAGAAAUGCAACGCAGUUUUCAUUUUGUGCUCUGAUAUUCGCAGCACUCAUACUGCGGUUUGUUCAGCCUGCUGAUGGCAAUGCGAAUUCGAAUGAUGGUGUGAAUGGAGCCGCAGAGAGUGCAGUCCUCGCGUUAGCUGCUUUAAUCGGAUGGAUAUACCUGCUUUCGUUUGCUCGUGGUUCUCGCUCGUUCGGUCCCUUAUGGCUCGUAUUCUCGUCCACCUUGACGACCGAUGUCGUGAAAUGGCUCAUACUGUUUGGUUGUUUCUCGUUUUCCUUUGCACAGGCGUUCUAUCUGCUUAUGCAAAAUACUGGCGUAGACGAUUGGUCAACGCUGGGUGGUGCUGUUGUUUGGACGAUUCGAAUUCUCUUUGGGCAAGGAUCGUAUGAUGAUUUCAGGUCCUCGAGAAUACCGACGCUGGGCGCAAUUCUGUUCCUAACAUAUGCUGCCGCGACGACCAUCUUGCUGGUCAACGUGUUGAUCGCAAUGCUUUCGGUCACAUUUGGUUUGAUCCAGGGCUCGGCUGAAACCAAAUGGCGAUUACAAUGGACACAAUUGCUGUUGGACUUGGAAGCUGGUCUUACUGACGGCCAAAAGAGGAAGAUAAAGGAAGUGUUGGGUAUUGAGAUUAACAAGAAGCGCAAGCUGCUGUAUGAGAGAUACGACUCGGAAGACAGGCCCGUGAAGGUAAUCUUUACCAGAUCUGCCACUUCUGACGGAUUCUUCUGUCCCAGGCAUUCAACAUCGAAGGCACUAAAUUCAUCGCGGAGAUUCAAGGAUGCGGCCUCUAGCUUCUUGCGCGUCAUUUUUCCUGCUAUUUUCCAACGUCAAAACUCAACAGAGAAUCCAAACUACUUGGAACAAGAUGGAACGGUCAAAGUAGACACUGCAUCAGUCAUUAACCUGGAACAGACUGCGAUCUGCACUGCCAUACUCAAGAUGGACGAACAGCUCGUUGCAAAACUGGGCCAUUCAUUAGAAGAAGUUCGCAGUCGGGCUUGGGCUGCCGUAUCUUUCAAACUGUCGACUAGUGUCAUUACUAUUGCGGAUCUGGUGCAUCAUGUUGAUUUCCUGUAUCAGUUGCUUAACUGGUUUAACCGCGAUGCGCCCUCUCAACCAAACAAGAUUGAGGAAAUGCUUAAACUCACUCUUUCUCUCGUUCGGCAUCCGGGAGGAAAGACGAAGAUAAAUUCUAUAGGCGGAGUCUUGUUCUUCAAAAGUCUAAGAAAUUCGCUGCCAACUAGUCUCCCAGAAUGCCAGCGUUUGGCCGACGAUAUUGUAGAGACCUUGCUUCAUUUUGAUUUGAACUCGCCGGGUCAGAACACGCAUCGGUCACAGAUGCCCUGGGCUGGUUCCAGAGAUGAUAAUGAGCGGAUGAGGACUAGAGGUGCGAUAUCGCCCGUCAAUCAACAACAUAACCAGUAUAGGUUUCCGAACGCUGCAGAUCAGCCGUUUCGACAAGAAGCGCGAGCUCGUUCAAGGUCUCCGGAACGUAUGUCGAGAUCUGUUUCGCCCAUGAAAGUGCCUCAGAUCGUACCACCCUAUUUACCAAACGCCAUUUCGACAUAUGAAAUCCUGCAUUUAUCUCCACAUGACGAGAGCCUGGUUAGCCACUUUUGCACUCUCAUGUCAGCUACUGUGAACGAUACUGGAGAGGAGGCUAGGCUCUUCAAUGUACUUAAGAUUGACUUUGGGGCUCAGAUCUUUCUACAGCGUUCUCAACUAUUUCGAGCCGUCAUGAAUGGUGUGUUUGCAGAUAUUGAAGGCAGGCCCGAAAGAUCAUGGAUAUAUUUAGAAGAGCUCGUGCGCGACUGGGGCAAAAGUCUUCGUAGGUUUACAGAUACUAUAAUAGUACACACUUCUGCUACGCCCAUGAAUGCCACACCGAAUGUAUCGAUGACAGGUGGAACUCUGCCAGAAACUCGACCAGCUAUAUCAGACUAUGCGGUAUCGCUACCCUUCGCAUGCCACGAAAUCUACCUACGACUCGUACCGCUCUUACGAGAUCCGACUGCAAUGCCGAGAGCCUUGCGCAUCUUGUACGGUGUGCUUCCCUUCCUACGAAUACAAAUCGACGUCAUCCUCAGCAAAGGAUGGGGUGGUCCAGACACGCCUCCGCCAUCAGCCGUAGUAGCACAUUAUGCAUCGUUUGCAGUCGAAGUCAUUGGAUAUCAUGGUCUCCAUUCAGAAAUAGAGUCGCCAGAUGACAAUGGACAUACAAGGUUGCUGACUCAAGAACACACAAUUGCAUUCUGCUUUGAUGCUGUAUGUGCUCUCGCUCCGAUGGAUAUGGAGGAGCGGAAUCAAUUAUUGUGGACAUGUAUGUUGCAGAUAUUUGAUCUUCCAGGGUCGAAUUCCGUGCCAUCUACAAUUGUUCGGGCGCUUUUGUCAGCUGACACCAUCUUGAUUGACCUUUUGACGUGUCUUCUGACCUAUCCACAAAUGUGGGUGAGACUGGCAACCUACGAAGUUCUAGUUGAAAGCCCAGAAAUCACAAAUACAGCCUUGAGUGAAGCUGAUGGGGGACUGUUUGUGAUGAUUGUCGAGAGGGGGCUUCGAGAUGAAUCAGGACAGGUUCAGCAGUUGGCAUACAAUGUGAUUACAGAAUAUCUUGGCUCUAGUCCAAAUAUAGCCACAGUCAAAAGUGCCAUACCAUUAUUCCAAGCCUAUGCCGAUUUGGACGAUGGACAUCUUCUACAGACCGUCUUGUCACUGCUCCAGAAUGACUUGACACCAUCCGAGAAAUGUAUCAUGUAUAUUAGAGGGCUUUUGCAUCGAAACGACGUAUGUCGAAAGGCCUCGUUUGAGGGAUUCAGGAAUGCUUUACCCUUGACGACGGUUAUCGAAUCGGCGUUAGAUGGCCCAAAUGUAUUUAUAUUUUCAACGACAGCAAUAUCCUCCUUUCAGGUGGAGCAAGACCAUAUUCCACAGGAUGUGGAUCUAGAAGGAAGACUAGCUGCAUUGCGUAAUCAUAGUGUUGACUCAUCGUUGAAGACGUCUGCUUUAGCAGAUCUAGUCUCUGUCAUUACCUCAAAAGCCAUAAUGAGUAGAGCUAUACAGCUAGGGUUGCUGCAAGUCAUUCUGCAGCUACUCAAAAAUCCGGGAAUGACAUGGAUUUGGGAAGAUGGGAAUUUGAUCAAUGCUUUGACAGUCAUUCGGACCUUUGUCGAACACGAUGACCAAGCCUGUGACAUUAUUCAAGGCGAUGUCGAUUUCUUGACAUUAUUAUCUUCAUUGAUGUUCUCGCCACUACCAAACAUUCGCUACGAGUUAUCCAGAAUUUUUUUCUCGGCUCUUUGCUGUGCGCGAGUCUUUCGAUCUCUUGGCACCAUACAUAACGACCUUCAGUCACCAGGAAGGUCAAUAUCGCAUCGACGUAUACCACAAGCAUUAUCCCUCAACUUUCUAUCGUAUGGUCACGUCUCUCAUAUACCCGAUCCAUUCUACGAUCUCGUUCCAAACCCAUUGGAUGCACGAGGAUCGUCAUUGUUGUGGUCUGUCAUGAAAGAUUAUCGACAGUUUGCUACUUCAGUGUCAAGCUUGGAUUCACGGCACACGCCAACUAGCCCGUUUCAAAAUUUUGUAUCUGAGGGCUGUCGCAGAUUACAGGCCGCCUCUUCUCAUCUGGAGUUCCAGAGAGCACUCCAAGUCAUGUCUAAUAAUUGUAUGUGUGAGACAGAUUGGCUGAUGGUGUCGUCUCAAAAUCUUGCUGGUGUGCUCGGAAGGUUUUUGAUGACUCCUCCAGCGAGUCCAGAGGAUGCCAAUGUAUUGGGAAGCAUUCUUGAUUUCCUGGCCUCAAUGGCAGGUACAUCGACACUACCAGAUGCCCUGUUUCCCACUCUGAUCUCGUCAAUACGUCGUGUCCUCUUGUUUGUACUUGAACGAGGAUCACGAGAAGACGUAGGCAGUACCAUAAAUUGGAGAGAUUUAAGUGCUUCUAUCGCUGGAUUCUUGAGCUGGUUUUUGGUUGAUUUGCCUGAAAAUGAAUUGGUCGGCUUGAUAUCGAGCUCUUCAAUAGUCUCAGUAUUGGUAAAUUACGCAAGUAGACUGUUUUUACACAAACAGAUUACAAGAUUGUCUCCAGCCAUCCACCGGGAUACUUUGACUUGCCUCAUCACCGUGACUUCAUUACCGUCGCUAGCAUUCUCACUGUCUGGGACCGUCGUAGCCAACGCAAUACGUGUAUUGGUGUCGUAUAUUGCCCUAGUGCAACACGAAGGAACAGAUUGGAGCGAUGAAGAAGCUCUGAAUGGCAAUAGAGCCAACGGAAACAUUUUCACAUACUGUGGGAGGAACGCCUAUCAGCUCGCUGCAGUCGGUCUUCGUAAUCUGUCUCGAAUAGCUGUCGAGACACGGGAUACAGAGCAAACGUGGGUUUGGGGUGAACAUUGGCUGGUUCAGGACGAUAUACAAUGGCUCAUGACACUGCUGAACGACGAUGAAAAAACCAUGCAGAAAGUCGGGCUCGGCAUUCUUGGGAACCUAAUACUGGUCAAAGGAAGCUAUCAGUAUCUUUGCAUAAAGAUACCUCAAUUCCUGGACAUGGCAUUUGCCUACAUUUUGGAUUUCGAACGAGUCGAGUCCAUUCGUAAAGAGGCAUUCUUGGUCAUCAACAACUUUAUAAUAACAUUUUGUGUUGAUAACAAGCUAAAGGGUGGUAGUAUGGAAACUGAUGAGUCGUCUAUAGACCAGGAUGUAAUUGAUUUGAACAAUAUCGUGGGAAACGGUAACGGGAAGAUAGGACCUGACCCAACUUCCGAGUUGCUGAAAAUAUUUGAUCAUUGUGGAUUCUUUGACAAGCUCAGAGACGUCUUGUCAGAGCCACCACGAGCUGCUGUCGCCUAUAGAACAGCAGUAUCCGAAAUACUCGUAAAUCUGUUGCUGAUAAACCCAGACGCAUUAAGGUCAAGACUAGCACUUCAAUCUGCAUGGCCUACAAUAAUCGAUUACCUGGCUCCUGCAUAUGAAGCACGUGAGCCAGAUGAAGACGAUGAGCCAGAUUCAUCUAUAUCAUAUCAGCUCUUCAGAAGACGACAAUUCACCUCCAUCAAUGGGACAGCCAUUGAUAAUAUGAGGUGUACAGUCUUGCAGUGUGUACGUCUAGCUUGUUUUGGAGAUGCAGAGACACGACGAGUAUUGGUUUCUACAACAGACGCCAUUACUGUACUAGUCUUCAUGAUUGACGAGCUGUGGAGCACUCUGGAAUCAUCUACUACCAAGUCCAACAAUCAGGCUACUUGGUAUGCUCUUCGAAUGUCGGCUCUAUCACUGUCAGAUUUGUUGUGGGACGCGUGUGCCCAUGACAAGGCUGGGUUGGAAGGACUGCUGAGUGGUUCCAGCGCUUCUAGACCAGCUAUAGUAACCAGAAUAUUAGCUGCAUCUUUGGCUCUCGUCCGUCGUAAAACAGAUGCUACUUCGGUUUCAGCUGGAGUCCAACUGCUGGGUCGAAUCUUGUCAAUGCAUUGUGGCGAGGUGGCUGAUAUUGGUGUUGAUUUAGCUUUGAAGCAAGAUUGUCAACCUGGACGAGCUAACAAAGGAAUAUUGGGACCGGAACUGUGCCAUGAACUCAUGACGAUCAUAAUUGAAGAGUAUGAGACGUCAUCGCCAGGACAUAUCGAAAGCGCACGUAUUGCUUUGCAAUGUCUUAUGGGUCGCUGUGAAGUUGCUAAAAUUCAUGCCAUUCAAGCCAACUUUUCGGAAAUGAUUAUAAGCAGAAUGAACAUUGUUAGAUCAGCGAAUCGGAUUGACGAAUCACAUCAAAUGGAGCUCUUCACUUUGACCUGCUUGCUGCGUCAUCUAUUUGCUGGAUCAAUAGACGCCAAACAGCAAGCACUAGAUUGUGGAGCACAGGAUGCACUGUCCGAACUUUUAGGCCUCUCUCGAGAAUUAGGUGAUGCACUAUUACUAGAAUUGCUCUGUUGUGUUCGAAAUAUGGUGGCCAGCUGUGUUGCUGCUAAACGUGCUGUAGUAGAGCCACCAAGGAAGAAGCCUGGUGGUUUAUGCUGUGUUGAUGGUGUAGUGAAGAUCAUGAAGACACUGCAAUCAAAUGCUACACAUGAUGAGAUCUUCUUGGCUUGUAUUGAGGUGCUCAAGCUGCUCGCCUUAAGUACAACAGAGUCUACAGAGUCAAGAACUGCCAUAAUCAAGUCUAAUAUUUUGAACGAUAUUUACAACCUCUUGACUCGAUUCACACGAAGUAAAGAAAUGCUUCGUGUGGACGGCAUCCUCCAGUUUCUAUACUCAAUGUCUUUAAGCCAUGACGGACAAAUCCAUACGAUGAGGGUGGCCGGUCUCUUCCCUCUACUGGUGGAUCUUCUCUCCAGUAAAUCGCCACAAGUGAAGAGGACGAAUCUGUUGCUUCUGAAAAAUCUUUUAUCCACACGUGAAAACAAGGCACAUGCUCUGGCUGAUGAAAACUUUAUGUCGAAUAUGCUCAAGUUUGGUUUGCAAAGCAAGUCGUUGACCUUGUUAUCGCCAGCAACAUCGUGCAUAUGGGUGUUUUUGUAUGACAGUGAAAAGGCCAAGGUGGCUUUGAAAAAAUCGACUUUGAAGGAAGAUUUGGUGGCCUUGGAAAGGAGACUAGUAUAUGACUAUGCUUGGUUUUUGCAAGUGGAUGAUCCAAAAGAUCCUCGACAGUGGGAUGGUGACUUUGAUCGAGAAGACGCAGAGAAUCUCGUACAGACGCUCCAAAAUAUAGCGGCGAUUGCACGACUUCUCUCCAUAUAG
Synchytrium microbalum is the source of this 8313-nucleotide messenger RNA. RefSeq lists its product as uncharacterized. NCBI's taxonomy places the organism in Eukaryota, Fungi, Chytridiomycota, Chytridiomycetes, Synchytriales, Synchytriaceae. Bases 1 to 8313 code for a protein of 2770 amino acids. Gene Ontology annotation, cellular component: ciliary basal body; centrosome; centriole. Gene Ontology annotation, molecular function: protein binding. Gene Ontology annotation, biological process: centriole-centriole cohesion; ciliary basal body organization; centriole replication. The transcript is spliced from 40 exons. The record is from RefSeq and is a predicted model, not a curated record.